CGUGGUCUCGGCCUCCGGCCCUGGGCAGUUCGGAGUUCAGGUGCCUUGCGCGGCAGGCUGCAUUUUCCACUUCAGUGGCGUGGAGGUGGCCUCUUCCCCUCGUGCUGCUUCCCUUCGGUUGACCGCUCCGAGAUUCUUACGGAGCUCUCAGAAGCCCAGGACGGUGCUGGGGGUGCAGUCGGCGCCGCCCUCCCUACCAGUAGGCCGAUUCCCGUGGUAGCAUCCGGUAGGGAAAUGGUCGUGCUUUCGGUACCCGCCGAAGUCACUGUUAUCCUGUUAGAUAUCGAAGGUACCACAACCCCGACAGCUUUCGUGAAGGACGUUUUAUUUCCUUACAUCAAAGAAAAUGUUAAAGAGUAUUUGCAGACACAUUGGGAAGAAGAUGAGUGCCAGCAGGAUGUCAGUCUUUUGAGGAAACAGGCUGAAGAGGACUCCCACCUGGAUGGGGCUGUUCCAAUCCCUGCUGCAUCUGAGAAUGGGGCAGAUGACCUGCAACAGAUGAUCCAGGCCGUGGUAGAUAAUGUGUGCUGGCAGAUGUCUCUGGACCGAAAGACCACAGCGCUGAAACAGCUGCAGGGCCACAUGUGGAGGGCAGCAUUCACAGCGGGGCGCGUGAAAGCAGAGUUCUUUGAAGAUGUAGUUCCAGCAGUCAGAAAGUGGAAAGAAGCUGGAAUAAAGGUGUAUAUUUAUUCUUCAGGGAGUGUAGAAGCACAGAAACUGUUAUUUGGGCAUUCUACAGAGGGAGAUAUUCUUGAGCUUGUUGAUGGUCACUUUGAUACCAAGAUUGGACACAAAGUGGAGAGUGAGAGUUAUCGAAAGAUUGCGAGCAGCAUUGGGUGCUCAACCAACAACAUCUUGUUUCUGACAGAUGUUACUCUAGAGGCCAGUGCUGCUGAAGAAGCAGAUGUGCACGUCGCUGUGGUGGUGAGACCUGGUAAUGCAGGACUGACAGAUGACGAGAAGACUUACUUCAGCCUCAUCACCUCCUUCAGCGAACUGUACCUGCCUUCCUCGACCUAGAGGAGGGUUUCUAAGGAAGACCAAACUGUCUUCACAGAGUUGUCCUGUAGUCUAGUUUUAUUCUAGUGGGAAAAGUAACUUCCUUUAAAUAUACAUAUAAGCACACGUGUGUAUGCAAGUUUAUAUGCGUGUUCAAAUUAUCUUUCACGGGCACAGAAAUUGGGGGCACAUCUCAGUUCAGUGAAAAGGAAACUAAAGAUGUUUUUUAUGUAGAAAUUGUUUGAAACCACAGCUCUCAUCCUUAUUGAGGGCACAAUGUAGUUGAUAGAAGAAAUGACUACAGUACAGAUCUAGUGUGUUCUGUUUAGCAAGUAUGUACCAAAAUGGAAAGAUAGGUUUGAGAAGUUAUUCAGAAGCCUUAGUAUUUUAAAAACUAAGUAUUUCAAAGUAUUAUUCCUAAUAAUAAUUCAUCCUCCUUUUAAUUAUGAGUUAGAUUACAGCAGCUGAAUUUCAAAAUAUUAGUGUUCUUACCUACAAAAGACAAAGUUAUUUAUUUCUGCUCUAAAAGAGACAAAAUUGGGAAAGGAAGCUUAUUUGAGUCCUGAUCAAACAUCUCUUACUUAAACUUGCUAAUCAUUGUGGCACCCUCUGCAGGCAAGUUGCCUUAUCAGUGGAAGAGGUGCACUGAUGUAACAACAGGUAACACAGAAACGUGGUUCUUAACAUUCCCAACAAAACAGUUCUAGUCCUGCCAGUGUUAUCACUGUAGAUUUUAUAGAUGCCUUUCUAACUCCUCCUUCGCACAGUUUGAGAAUAUAUGUUAAUGAUGUUUACUAGUAAAAAACGUUUACUGAAAUCAGUUUAUAAGACCUACAGGAGCCCUGCUAUGUACUAUUUUCCUCGAAAUGGAUGUGAGAAAUGUAAAUUUUAUAAUAUCAUUUAUCCUGGUUCAAUCUUAA
Molecule: messenger RNA, 1919 nt
Organism: Molossus molossus (Pallas's mastiff bat)
Lineage: Eukaryota; Metazoa; Chordata; Mammalia; Chiroptera; Molossidae
Gene: ENOPH1
Product: enolase-phosphatase 1
Exons: 6
Coding region: 235-1020 (261 amino acids)
Molecular function (GO): magnesium ion binding; acireductone synthase activity
Source: RefSeq, a predicted model, not a curated record